Fusarium poae is the source of this 795-nucleotide messenger RNA. RefSeq lists its product as uncharacterized. Lineage: Eukaryota; Fungi; Ascomycota; Sordariomycetes; Hypocreales; Nectriaceae. The record is from RefSeq and is a predicted model, not a curated record. Bases 1 to 795 code for a protein of 264 amino acids. The transcript is spliced from 3 exons.
AUGAGUCAACAUCAACAACUUCCGGAUAGUGAUGGUCUCCAGGUAGACACACAUGCUGAGCAGGCUGCCAAAGCUCCCGAGGUAGCAGGAUAUAGCCAAAAUGGUCAAUAUUACGUCCCCGCCGGAUAUGAAGCUCCAGCUCCAAAGGGACAGAGACCACCUUUUGGUCUAGGACUAUGGGCAUUUGCUGGACUUGUCGCUCUAUUGACGGCCAUCAUCGUCGGUGCUGGAGUGGGCGGAGGACUGGGCGCAGCUUUGGCGAACAAAUCUGAUUGUUCAGCGGAUACCUCGGCAGAUUCCGAAUCUGCAUCUGCUCCCUCCGCAACGGCAGAACCCACAUCGUGUCCGACAUUUGACAACAGCACAUCCGAUAACGACACGAUCCCCUACGUUCCCAAGUCGCCCUCUAAAGUAGCAAACCUGGAAUUGGAUUGCCCCGAAAAGAUGAACGACGAGACAAGAUACAAGUCCAACAAGGGCUACGAGUUCAAGUGGUGGUGUGGCGUCAACGCGCCACAGGGCGACAGAGCAAAGGAAGGAGGCGUUGUCUUUGACUAUGUUACUCUCUUGGCUUACACUAUCGACGACUGCAUGGAAGCUUGUGGCAAUAUGAACCAAAAGGACGACGACAAUGACACUGGAGUUAGAUGUAGGAGUAUUGUCUUCUCAAAACGCAUGUCAGCAGAGAUGGACGGACAGAAUGGCAACUGUUGGCUGAAGAACGCGUCCAAAUCCGAGGGUGGCAACUGGGGUUUCAAGGACCCCAACUUUGCAUACGCGGAGCUGGACGAUUAG